AUGUCAUCAACUACACCUCGAGCAAGUGUUGCUUGUAAUCUAUGUCGUUCCAGCAAAAUAAAAUGUAUCAACAACUCAGACUCAACACGGUGUCAUCGGUGUGCAUCGUUGGACUUGGAGUGUACCUAUACCUUAAAGACAUCCCAAUUGAAGAAACGAAAGUUGACCAAAGAGUUUGCAUCAAAGACUUCUCCCAAGUCAACUGUUUUUCUACCAGAUAAGAAACUAAUAAUUGAAACUGCAGAAAUAUUUUUCGAGAAUCAAUACAAAGGAAUUUUUCCUUUGUUCCAUAAACCCUCCUUUUUCCAAUUUCUAAGAUCAAAAGAGUUCGACCCACUGACAUACAUACAAGAUUAUCGACCAAGGAAAAACAUUCCUGAUCCUGUAGUGCUAUUGGCAAUCCUUGCCUUGUGUGCUCGGUUACAUCCGGAAAUGCCAAAAAUAUUUGGUGAAUUCGAUGAAUCAGAAGCAGAGUCGUUUUUUCCAUCUUUUAAUAGUGUUGCAGCACCUGGGUUUGCGUCAAAUGCUUCUAAAUAUUUUGGAUGGCAUGCCCGGAAACUACUACGGUUUGACGAGCCUUCGAUCGAACGUGUGCAAGCAUUAUGCAUUUUGAGUAGCCACGAAUGGGGUGAAGGUAAUGCUUCACGAAGUUAUAUGUACGUUGGAAUUGCUGCUAGAAUGGCUUUGAUUCUAGGUUUGGACGACGAACCUAAACCGGAAACUGGGCUAUCCGAAACCGAAAAUUUUAUUCGCAUGGAAAUGAAACGAAGGGCCAUGUGGUCGGUGUACAUGAUGGAUCGUUGCAACUCCAGCGGACGCAGUAGCCACACUUGCAUUUCAUUGGACGAAAUCAAAGUGAGACUACCUUGUAACGAAAAGGAAUUCAUAUUUGGAGUAGGAAAGCAGCAGCCAUUUAGAAAUGGCGAAUUGGUUGGCUUGUCAUUGUGUGGAUAUCAAAUUGUGUUGUUCGAGACAUGGAGGGAAAUAUCUCGUUGGGUUGGAGUCACCGGUGCCAAACUAGAGAAAAUACCGCCGUGGGAGUCUACAUCUCCCUACUAUUUGCUUUCUAAAAAGUUAGAUGAGUUUGAGGAAAAAUUACCGGCAGAGCUCAAGUUUAAUGAGUUUAAUUUGCAAGCACACAUUGCUGGUGGCUCAGCUUCUGAUUUUGCAUACUUUAGUGGAUUGCUAUUGUUAUGCCGGGUAUUUCUCAACAGAGAAUACUUUUACGCUUCACCAGAAGCGUCUCCCCCAGGGUGGUGGAAACAACAAGCUACUGUGUUGUUUGAUGCGUUGGACAAGCUAGACCAGAUCCCUAAAUUGCUUAAACCUUUGAAUUUGAUGGUUAUUGCUCCGUUUACCGGUUUCCAUGUUUUCAGUACUGCUUCUACUUGUUUAUAUAUUGCCGCAUAUCCUAAAAAAGUUAUGAAAACUCAUUUCAACGGGGAUGUCAUAAAGAAAUACCAACGAAUGGCCCAGGAUAAUUUGGAAACUUUGUUUUCGUGGCUGGAUUCGUGGGGGUUGGGAAAAAGUUGGAUCAACACGUUGAAAGAGAUGAAAGAAGUCUUUGCCAGGUCUACAGAUUACGAUCAGUUGCGUUUCAAGAUGCGUGACUACGGGAAUAUAGAAAAGAAACCGGAUAUUCUGAAUUUAUUGGUAUUAGAUGAGGCACCUAUUCUAGAUUUUAUGAACAAUUUGGAUCUACCAAAUAUCUUCCCUGACUGGAAUGAUGCUAUGAACAUAUAA
Messenger RNA from Candida dubliniensis CD36, 1743 nucleotides. It is a transcript of the gene ZCF38, whose product is annotated as Zcf38p. Gene Ontology annotation, molecular function: DNA binding; DNA-binding transcription factor activity, RNA polymerase II-specific; zinc ion binding. Gene Ontology annotation, cellular component: nucleus. The record is from RefSeq and is a predicted model, not a curated record. Lineage: Eukaryota; Fungi; Ascomycota; Pichiomycetes; Serinales; Debaryomycetaceae. The coding region runs from base 1 to 1743 and encodes 580 amino acids. The transcript has a single exon. Gene Ontology annotation, biological process: DNA-templated transcription; regulation of DNA-templated transcription.